AUGUUCCGAUUGUUGAUUGCAUCGUCGCUGAUCGCCAUGGGUCUGGCCGUUCCAGUUGCUCAGGUCCAUCAGCACCCAGAGGCCCAUGCCCAGAUCCUGUCGUACGAGAAUGUUCUGCAUGACGAUGGCCACUACAAUUGGGCUUACCAGACCAGCAACGGAAUCGCCGCCAAUGAGGAAGGCCUCGGUGGACACGGUGCCAACGGAGCGUUCUCCUACACUGGUCCCGAUGGUGUCCAGUACCGUGUGGUGUACGUCGCCGAUGAGAAUGGAUUCCGCCCGGAAGGUGCCCAUCUGCCAACUCCUCCACCAACCCCAGACCAUGUGCUGAAGUCUCUGGAGGAGAUCCGUGCCAACCCACCAAAGGACCAGAAGGACUUCAGCCUGGCAGCGCUGGAUGCCACCAUCGCCCGACUGAAGCACUAA
Molecule: messenger RNA, 426 nt
Organism: Ochlerotatus camptorhynchus
Lineage: Eukaryota; Metazoa; Arthropoda; Insecta; Diptera; Culicidae
Product: cuticle protein CP14.6-like
Exons: 2
Coding region: 1-426 (141 amino acids)
Cellular component (GO): chitin-based extracellular matrix
Molecular function (GO): structural constituent of chitin-based larval cuticle
Source: RefSeq, a predicted model, not a curated record